Molecule: messenger RNA, 2519 nt
Organism: Polyodon spathula (Mississippi paddlefish)
Lineage: Eukaryota; Metazoa; Chordata; Actinopteri; Acipenseriformes; Polyodontidae
Product: microtubule-associated protein 6-like
Exons: 3
Coding region: 255-1091 (278 amino acids)
Biological process (GO): regulation of microtubule cytoskeleton organization; microtubule cytoskeleton organization; cytoskeleton-dependent intracellular transport
Cellular component (GO): Golgi-associated vesicle; microtubule; cis-Golgi network
Molecular function (GO): microtubule binding; calmodulin binding
Source: RefSeq, a predicted model, not a curated record
CCUGUCGGUCCUGAGGUCCUAAUUUUCCAUUGUUGAUGGUCCUGUAUGGAUUAAUUCUGCAUCCACUGGAAGCCUUUGAACCACGUGAGGGGUGUAUUGAAAAGCCCUGAUUAAAAACAGGCAGUGUCUCUCUUAGCUUGGCAUUGCUGCACACUAACAUGAAGAAAGCGCACCCGCCUUGUUUUCUAGGAAUGGCUUUAUGUGUGCGUUUAUAAUAUUUGUUUUCCCCUUUUAAUAUAUAUAUAAAAACGACUAUGGCUUGGCCAUGCAUUAGUAGGGUAUGUUGCCUUGCUCGUUUCUGGAACCAAUUUGAUAAAUCAGAUCUCUCAGUUCCACUGACCAUUCAGAAUUACUCGGAAAUCACCGAUCAAGACGUUCGAUCAGUCACAAAGCACGUCCCGGCGGAUAGAUCCCUGAGGAAUGAUUAUCCUCUGACACCAGAUCACAGAGGAUCGCCUACUGUUCAGGAUCCGGCGUUCAGGCGAUCGUGGAAGGGAAGGAAAGAACCAAGUUUCAAACCUCGAGAGGAUUACCAGCCACCAGAUGUAUCUUUUCAGACGGUGACUCAGUACAAACAGGACUUCAAACCUUGGCCCAUUCCGAAAAAAGAUAUUUUUCCCUGGACCAGCAAUGACGGAAAAAAAGAUGGAUUUUCUGUUUCCUCAUCAGACAGUCCGUUUAAUCAAUACCCCCAGCCGGGAGCACAAAGAGCCGAGAAAGAGGAGAGAAACAGACAGCGAUGGGGAGCAGAGCGAUUAAACACAACGAAAACAAGCCCUAACAGAGAUGAAUUCCGCCCGUGGAUGGGCGCCAAACCAUGCAAACCUGUAAGAAAAAAGCCUUCUUACGUGCCUCCGAGCCCCGACGCUCCACCAGAGACCAGCUACAGAGCAGCCUUUGGGGGAGAUGUGUUCAAGCAGAUGGAGACACUGCACGUGGACGGCAAUAGCCAGCAGAGCACCUUAGCGGAAAAAUCUAAUCCUGCAAACAUAAGGACCAAGGGAGGGACCUCGGAGCCCAUGGUGAAUACCAAGUUAUCCCAAAACCCCUCUGCUGUGUUUCAAAGUGGAUCUCGAGUCUUCAACGUAUAGAAGGUUUUUGAACACUUUCUGUGAUUGUAAAGAACGACCCAGGAUGCUGUAUUUGUAUUAUGUACAAAGCUAAACUAUGCAACAGGAUGGAAGUUUUAAAAGGACAUUUCAUCUCGGGAGUGAUACUGUUCAAGUGAUUGGAGCUAACAAAAUAAUUCCAUAAAUCUUACCAGUUGGUCUCAGUUAUGAAAGAAACACAUGGUAUAGUAAAGAGGAAUUUUCAUUUUAAAAGGGGAUAUCUCAAGCCAAGCUUUCAGGAAGUGUUCCACUUCAUCGGUCAUUUAAACUGAAGAGUGAAAUUGUCCACACCCCUACAAUAGCUGCUUCCCUGUUGACUAGCCUGCUUUCAGCCUGUAACAUGCUUUGACCCUGGUGAAGUGAAAUGACCCAGUGAGUGAAGUAGUAACUGACGUGUUGAGAUUAACGGAGAAUGAGAUCUGACGUUUUAAAAUGAAAGUACAUGUUUGCUGUAACUUGUGUUUCUUUCACACAUUUACGACCUAAUGAAUGAAAGAACAAGGGCAGGUUAAAUUUAUUUUGUUAGCUAACUUUACUCUUUUUUUUUUCUUCUUCGUUGUUUUAACUUUAAAAAAAAACCUUUUCCAAGCCACUGAGUAAUUCCAGUUUUUGGGGAUGAAAUAUGCAUGUAUUGAAAUGAAUUGUUUAGAAAGGCUUUUGCAAGUUUAGAAGCCAACAAAAAAUGUGUCCUGUGAUAAUUUUUGUGUGUGUUUUACUGAACUGGAAUGAUGAUAAAACAUUUUGUACAUAAUAAUGAUUUUAUUUAUAGAAAAUCCACAAAGUUUUAAAGUAUAAAGCAGUUUAUGUAAACUGAAACAUGUUUGAUAUGCUGUAUACCUUGUUAAGUUUGCUAGAUUUGUAAUCUCGGGAAUUAGGUAAUUCGUUGUUGUCUUUUUAAGUCUCUUUAAUGCGAAUGUAUAUUUAAACAACAUGAAAUACAUUGAUUUAAUGUUAAAUGCCACCCUUUGUCCGCUGGUGUUUUCGAUCAAAUAAAACAAAUGACAUUCUUAAAAAGUGUUGCUUCUAUAAACAGAGUUCUUGCGCUUCUACAUUAAAGAGCCUGUUUCAUUAUUAAAAUGUUAAGGUGUUGUACUCACAUUCUUUUUAUGAACAAUGUUCCCUUACCUGAGAGAGUUUUUGUUGUGUUCUGGUAUUCUAUUUAUUUCCCUCUUCCUUUUGUAGACUACUGGGAAAAGGACUGGAAAUAAAUAUUCUAAAAUCAAAGUGCAUCUGGGAAGUAGGAUAUGAUUAUUUAGUUGGAUUAAGAUGAACCUGCAUAGAAGUAAACUAAUUCAAAACUGUUACCUUGACAGCUGCCCAUCUGUGUGUCACAAUGUUUGCAUCUAUCUGGAGAGCUGCUUAUGCAAAAGCAAUUCAUAGCACCAAAACAUCAAAUAGUUUCAUUUUAAU